UAGAACUCACCCAUAUUGCAAGAAUGGAAACCCAAGCUCCCACUCUUCCUCUUCUUACUCCUUACAAGUUGGGAAAGUUUGAUCUCUCUCACAGAGUUGUUUUAGCACCAUUGAAUAGGAUGAGAUCAUACGGAAACGUUCCCCAGCCACAUGCCAUCUUAUAUUACUCUCAGAGAUCAUCCCAAGGGGGUCUUCUUAUAACUGGAGCCACUGGAGUUUCUGACACAGCACAAGGGUAUCCAAAUACUCAUGGUAUAUGGAAAAAGGAGCAAGUUGAAGCAUGGAAACCCGUAGUCGAUGCUGUACAUGCUAAAGGGGGUAUCUUCUUCUGUCAGAUUUGGCAUGUGGGGAGGGUUUCAAAUAGGGGCUUUCAGCCGAAUGGGCAAGCUCCAAUCUCUUCUACUGACAAGCUCCUAAUCCCCGAGAUACCUGAUAAUGGCAUCGAUGAGGCGCAAUUCACACCUCCAAGACAGUUAAGGACAGACGAAAUUCCUGUGAUUGUCAAUGAUUUCAGACUUGCUGCAAGGAAUGCAGUGGAAGCUGGCUUUGAUGGGGUUGAAAUUCAUGGCGCCCAUGGCUAUCUAAUUGAUCAGUUUUUGAAAGAUCAAGUAAAUAAUCGAACAGACCAAUAUGGUGGAUCUCUAGAAAAUCGUUGCCGAUUUGCACUAGACAUUGUUGAAGCUGUUGUAGACGAGAUAGGAGCAGAUAAAGUUGGAAUUAGAUUAUCUCCAUUUGCCGACUAUAUGGAAUCAGGAGAUUCGAAUCCAAAGGAGUUGGGACUCUAUCUAGCCAAAGCCUUGAACAAAUAUGGAAUCCUGUACUGCCACAUGGUUGAGCCAAGAAUGAAGACUGUUGGAGAAAAGUUUGAAACUCCAGACAGUCUUGUUCCCAUGAGAAAGGCUUUUAAUGGUACCUUCAUUGCUGCUGGUGGUUAUGACAGGGAAGAUGGGAACAAUGCUGUGGCUGAGGGCCGUGCAGAUCUUGUAGCUUUUGGUCGUUUGUUCUUGGCUAAUCCAGAUUUGCCAAAGAGAUUUGAGCUUAAUGCUCCUCUAAACAAGUACAUCCGAGAUACAUUUUACGUACCUGAUCCAGUCCUUGGUUACACUGAUUAUCCAUUUCUUGACAGCACUGCUUGAGUGCCCAGUCGAGUUUGGAAGGUUAAACUCUCUUAUAUUCUAUUCAUGCAGUUGUCUGCAGGCUUAGAAUUUUCUUGUUAUCAAGUUACAUAGGCCGGUAGAAUUAAUCUAAUAACCCGAUUUUUCGGAACGAUUUUUUUAUUGCUUUUAAAUUUAUAAAAUUUGUGAAAAUC
Argentina anserina (silverweed cinquefoil) is the source of this 1309-nucleotide messenger RNA. Its product is annotated as putative 12-oxophytodienoate reductase 11. Lineage: Eukaryota; Viridiplantae; Streptophyta; Magnoliopsida; Rosales; Rosaceae. Gene Ontology annotation, molecular function: FMN binding; oxidoreductase activity. The coding region runs from base 24 to 1136 and encodes 370 amino acids. The record is from RefSeq and is a predicted model, not a curated record. The transcript is spliced from 5 exons.